AUGGUCAACGCCUCUGCUGCCGCCAUCACCGACCCCGCCUAUGACCAGUGCUGGAUCUGCUACUCCUCUCAACCGCCAUUCUACGAAGGCAUUGCUGUCCUCGGCUCUCCAUUGAAUGUCUCUGACGCCAACGAACUCCGCUGGGAAGUGGGGCCCACGCACCGAUUGACUUUGGGACAUGUGGAAAACUUCCACCAACUGUCCCUUGCUGUGGAGGCUGAUGUCCUUGAACUUAAACAGGGCCUUAACUACCUAACUGACACUGUUGAUGAGGCAACCAAACGUUCAGUACAGGUCCACUAUCAGCAGCUCUCCCAACAUGACCCCGAAGGGCUGGAUAACUUGGAAAAGCCCACACUUCAGCCCCUGAGCUUUGCGGAGUUCGAGCACCUGAGCAACCAGGGUGGCUUACCACCUGAAGCAUCAUUUUGGAGGAGGUGGCUGGCACGGACGCCGGGCUACACGAGAAGCACAGCUGGUCCCCGGAUCAGGCUCCCCUCCCUAGCAGUCAGCUCUCCGAGCUGCACCCCGGCAGGAGUGUGUGCUGUGACAUCUGUGGGCCACCUGCACCUGGCUCUGGCCCCUGCGAAAGAAACCACGGGUAUCUUUGGGAUUCAGCUUAGAGUGGACCCCAAACUGUCUAACAGGCUCACCAGUUCAUGUGGCCCUGGGGACAUUGAGUGUCAGGGGGAGUAUCGAUCCACUUUGGAGACUUCUUUGGAGGAGACUUUGGAGGCUCCUGGCCCUUGUUGGGAUGCCGCUUGCAGUGAAGUACCAAGGGGAACCAGGACAAGAAGCUCUCCAACCCAAAAGAAGAGUGGCGGCAGUGGCAGUCUGGGAAGAGGCCCAAUGGCCUCCAUGGCCCCUGCCUUGCCUCAGGAGAACUUCAUGUCCAGCUUCAGCUUCAUCUAGCUCUCACUCAGUUCUGCUGAGGACUGGGGGGAAGCAGAAGGCUGCCCUCCACGAAACACAGAGGGUACAGCUGACACCUCAAGCAGGUCCAAAGGGGACCCCCAGCUUCUCUCACUGUCCUUCAAUGUCAAGAAGACUCAAGGCCUAACUGACUCUGUGCAGGCUGCAACGGACAGUCCCAGGCAGGAACAUGAGAUGCUCUUUUUGGUAAAGUCCUUAAGAUCAAAACUUCAGAAGCUUCAAGAAAAAGCAGUGAAUGAUGAUUAUGAUAAAUGUGAUUGCUCUUCUGUGAUGAAAGAAAUUGAAGCCUUUCAAGCAAGGACGACUGUGUUGGACAAAGAUCACCAACUGAGAAGGGAGAUUAAAGGACUGGAGCAGCUUCUUCCAUGGCAGGGAUGUGACCUGGCCCCCCUGGUGGACAGAAUGUCCCUGUGUGAGCUGCAGGUGGUCAACAAUGCUCUGCAGGACACACUGACCACAGCAACUCAGAUUUCUCUACAUACAGAACCACCUGAAACCAUAAAGAGGCAUUAG
Molecule: messenger RNA, 1446 nt
Organism: Sorex araneus (European shrew)
Lineage: Eukaryota; Metazoa; Chordata; Mammalia; Eulipotyphla; Soricidae
Gene: DISC1
Product: DISC1 scaffold protein
Biological process (GO): neuron migration; cilium assembly
Cellular component (GO): centrosome; microtubule; mitochondrion
Source: RefSeq, a predicted model, not a curated record